CAUUCUUCUUCGCUUACCUUCUUGCCUCCUCAUCCUUCAUUAGCAAGUUGCUUUUCCAUCAUCUCCAUGUCAUUACACCCAGAAUAGUUCAUUUGCAAGAUAAUUUGGCUUCUGGCUGAGCUUGCCCGCGCGAGUGGCCAAUACUACUCUCAUACCACUGGUGGACUUCGCGUCCUGCUUGGACCCGACCCUCGUUGCUAUGGCGCCUCUUACCAACCCGAGAUCUCGUGAGAAUGGAGUAGACCAGCAAAUGGCAGACGUCGAUAUUUCAAACAAAGGCUAUUGCCCAAGCAGCAUCGUGGGGUACUUGGAGCGCAUGACAACGGUUCCAGAGCCCAAACUUCAAGAACCUCCAAGUAAACGCCAGCGGUUGGACAGUGACAGCAAUCUCGACUACAUGGUAGUUAAACGGUCAUCACUCACUUUGAAAUUUCGCCAGUCCCCACGCAAAAAUUCAAGGCUGCCUCUCACCUAUCAGAGUGAGACAGUAGGGACACAAGUCGAGGAGUCCGGAAGCCAAGUUUUACUAAGGAUUAGUGAUAACGGAGGUCGUGAUUGGAACGUUCUGGAUGAGACCUUUGACGCUGAUAAUGUGCCAAUUCGCGACAUCAACAUUGCGGGAGUGAUACCAUUUCGCGCCCACUACAAGCAUAACCCGACGGCCCAUGGCCGUUUGUGGGCCGAGACAACGUUUUCUCUGUCUGUUGAGAAGGGGUUUGAGGUUUUGCUGUUGACGUGGACUGUCAAGUGGAAUUUAUGUCCCUCGUUGGCAUACAUAUCGGCAACUCUCCCCAAAAGACACCACCUGGAAUCUGUCAUAGAAGCAUACUUUUCCGAUCCUGCACAGAGCGACAAUAAGGGUGCCCGCAUAUUACCCCAAGAUUUUUACAACAGCGUUCAUGUGCCGGAAAAAAAGGAUGCAGAGGCGACGUUAAUAGAGAUCCCAGAGCUAAAGACUCCAUUAUAUCCAUUUCAGAAGAGAUCAGUUCGGUGGCUGCUUGAGAGGGAGGGCGUUCAAUGGUCUGCGGGAGAGAACUGCAUGAAGGAUGCGACUGUUAAGCCUGAAGAGACACCCUGCUCUUUCUAUGAGGUGGUGGAUGGAGAUGGGCGCACCUGUUGGGUCAGCUCUCUUCUCCAAGCUGCUACACGCGAUUUAUCCGCGUACAAAGCUGCGGAAGAUGAACUAAUUGGAGGGCUUCUUGUUGAGGAGAUGGGAUUAGGCAAAACGCUAGAAAUCACGGCAUUGAUAACCCUUCACAGAAGUCGCCCAGACAGCUUAAAGCCCAUCGUUGAUCCAUAUACGCGUCACGAAGCCGUCCCAACAAAGGCGACACUUAUUAUAACGCCGCCUUCAAUAUUGCAACAGUGGCAAUCUGAGUUGGCACGCCAUGCGCCAAGCUUGAAGGUGAUGCAUUAUCAAGGGAAAUCGAAACACAAAAGGCUUUCCCACGAGCAAUUAUUGGACAUGAUUGCUGAGCACGACGUCGUCCUAACCACCUACAGAGUUCUUGCUGGAGAGAUAUACCACGCAGCACCAGGUCCUGGCCGUGUCUCACGCCAUUUAGAUGGCUCACAGCAGAAUAUGUCAGUCUUUACGCACUUUUUGUGGUGGAGAUGCGUGCUUGAUGAAGCACAGAUGAUAGAAGGCAGCGUUACAAAUGCAGCUACAAUGGCUCAGAUGGUUCCUCGUGUCAACUCCUGGGGCGUAACUGGGACACCAGUCAAGAAAGAUGUUGAAGACUUAUUUGGAUUGCUGAAAUUCAUCCGCUAUGAGCCUUUUGGCAUCCUGCCAUGGACGUGGGCCGCAUUACUCCGUAACCCGCCUGCAUUUCAAUCCGUAUUCCAGCGUAUAGCCCUCCGGCACACGAAGAGUAUUGUCAGAGACGAACUGCAACUCCCACCUCAGAAGCGAUACGUCAUUACUAUGCCAUUUACGCCAGUUGAAGAGCAACACUAUCAAUCAUUGUUCCAGAAAAUGUGCGACGAAUGUGGCGUUGACCUCCAAGGAGGCUCGUUGGCAGACGAUUGGGAUCCUACCAGGAUCAGAACGAUGGAACGGAUGAGAGCCUGGCUUAGCCGGCUCAGGCAAAGCGCCUUACAUCCCGAAAUUGGAGUUAAAAAUCGCCGUGUCUUGGGGAGGAAAGAUGGGCCGCUGCGCACUGUAGGAGAGGUUCUAGAGACCAUGUUGGAGCAAACAGAGCUGAGCAUACGCGGAGACCAGCGGACCCUACACCUCACCCGACUCAAGAGGGGCCAAACUCUAGAAAAUUCGCCCCGUGUCAAAGAAGCUUUGAAAAUUUGGAAACGCGUGUUAGCGGAUACAAAUGCUGCUGUUUCUGUUUGCCGAGAGCAGCUACAGAGCGAGAUAGAUUCUCCCAAAGGGAAUAUGGCACUGGGCGGUGGGCCUUUGCUUAAUGAUGACGAAAUUUCGUCUGGCGAUAACAGCGAUAUUGACGAUCGGGAACCUGGUGCUGAAAGCACAUUACGCGUUGGCGCUCUUCGAAACAGGCUCAACGCUGCACUUGAAAUCCAGCACAUAGCAGUAUUCUUUUGUGCCAAUGCAUAUUUCCAGAUCAAGUCGAAUGAAGAGAUGACAAAGCCUGACUCCGAGGAAUUCAUGGAAUUCGAAAAGCUGGAGGCAGAAGGCUAUCAACAGGCCAAGAUGAUCCGACAGGAAAUCCUAAAGGAGAUUUUUCGGAAAAACACAAAACCAAUGGAGCGACUCGCGGAGAAGGCUUCAUCCGAAGAUUUUUUAUCCAUCCCUGAAUUUCACAUAAAUACACAAAAAGGAGGAAUCGAGAGCACCAUACUUCUUGAGCAGCUAGAUGGACUAGCUGCCGCACUGGAUGCACAAGCAAAUCAGCUGGAUGAAUGGCGUGAAACCACAAUCCAGAACCUACUUCGGCCCCUAGUAGAUGAGGAAGGAGUCAUUGAGAUGACCGGUGAAGAGUAUCUGCAGUCUACUGAGUUACAGCAGGAGAUUGUCAUCUAUGUUCUGGCUUUGCGUGCUGUUAUCGAAGACCGACACGAUGCUCUAACGGGCCAGGAAAAUCAACUUGUGAAGCAUGAGGUUCAGGUUGCCAUUAAACAGGCCAAAGACAAUAUUGAACAGGCCGAAGCUGAGCAGGCCGAAGCAAUUGUUGACCAGGCCGAAGCUGAACAGGCUGAGGCAGUUGUUGAACAGGCCGAAACAGACGUUGAAGCAGACAUUGAACUGGCCAAAGCUGGCAAAUGGUCAUUACCCCAGAGAACACUGGAUCUUUUACAAGCUCGUGCAGAAUUGAAACCACCGAAAGCCAUGGGAUCUGUCAAGGGAAUCCUCUCCGAAUUAAGGACGCUAUCAUCACAACUCAGAAUGGAUGCGACAAAAGGUAGUUCACGAGCGGCCAAUGAGUUGGUCAUCAUUGAGCGGAACAUGGCCAUUGUCCGCCCGCACCUCGAGAAACAGCUCAAGGCUGUCACGGCUUUGCGGCAGGAGAUUGACGAAUUCACAUCGUUAAUGAACUUGCGUGUAGAGUAUUAUCGACAGCUCCAGCAAAUUUCCGACAUGGUGCUGCCCCUAGGAGAAGACAGUCCCCCGGAUCUGCCCAUAAGUCUAUUAGAAACUGAACAGAAACUCGCGGCUAAAAUUGCGACAACUUCCUCAAAACUGCGAUAUCUUGUUCACUUAAAAGAAGAGAGCAAAGAAGAUGCCGAAGGAAAGGAUUGUCUGAUUUGCACGGCGCCCUUCGAGAAUGGGUCGUUGACUGUUUGUGGCCACAUAUUUUGCAAAGAGUGCAUGGGGCUUUGGUUUCGAGGACACAAAAACUGUCCAGCGUGUAAACGUGAAUUAACGAUAAAUGAUCUACAUGACAUCACAUACAAACCCCGGGAACUAAAGAUGGCGGAAGAGGCACCCAUCACACCUCACAAUCAAGAUCGUGCUCUUGUUUCUCCCAGCAAGAAGUCGGGCAUAUAUUCUCAGAUAAGUAACGAUACCCUCGCCCAAAUCAAGAACAUCGACCUCGUCGGCCCCUCCUUCACCACGAAAGUCGACACGCUCUGCCGACACCUUCUCUGGCUCCGUGAAGCAGACCCCUUCGCCAAAUCCAUCAUCUUCUCCCAAUUCAGCGACUUCCUCGUCAUCCUCGGCCACGCUUUUACCCACCACCGCAUCGGCUACUCAGCCAUCGACAAGCCCGGUGGAAUCGAGAAGUUCAAGAACGACCCUGCGACCGAAUGCUUCCUCUUACACGCCAAAUCGCAGUCCUCGGGCCUGAACCUCGUCAACGCCAGCCACGUCUUCCUCUGUGAGCCGCUCAUCAACACCGCCCUCGAGCUCCAGGCCAUCGCGCGUGUCGACCGCAUCGGGCAGCAGCAGGCGACAACUGUGUGGCUGUACCUCAUCGACGGCACGGUCGAGGAGGCCAUCUACGACAUCUCAGUGCGGCGACGCAUGGAACACAUGGGCGGUGCGAGCACAGCACCGUCGAAGGAGAGCACGCCCGAGCUUGCAGAUCGCAAGAUUCAGGUUGCGAACUCGUUGGAGCUGCAGCAGGCACCGCUUGCGAAUCUUCUGGCGAAGGGAAAGGAAAGUGGUGAGUUCGUUGGGAAUGAUGAUUUGUGGGAGUGUUUGUUUGGGAAUAGGAAGAGGGCGGUGGAAGGUGCUGCUGCUGCUGAGGAGAGGUUGGAUCGUGAGGUUGCGAGGCACUUUGGGGCGGAGGCUGCGGAGGCCAGGAUUGCUAAUGGAGAAUGAUGCCUGGUACUGUACAGGUGAUUUGAUUGGGAUGUGUAUAGCAGAUUGUUCGUGAAUUGUUUAGGAAAAUACCACC
Molecule: messenger RNA, 4811 nt
Organism: Pseudogymnoascus destructans
Lineage: Eukaryota; Fungi; Ascomycota; Leotiomycetes; Thelebolales; Thelebolaceae
Exons: 3
Coding region: 200-4735 (1511 amino acids)
Biological process (GO): protein polyubiquitination; DNA damage response
Cellular component (GO): nucleus
Molecular function (GO): ubiquitin protein ligase activity; ATP-dependent chromatin remodeler activity; ATP binding
Source: RefSeq, a predicted model, not a curated record